This is a messenger RNA of Trichosurus vulpecula (common brushtail), 1383 nucleotides long. RefSeq names its product transmembrane protein 9 (gene TMEM9). Lineage: Eukaryota; Metazoa; Chordata; Mammalia; Diprotodontia; Phalangeridae. The transcript has 6 exons. Gene Ontology annotation, cellular component: lysosomal membrane. The record is from RefSeq and is a predicted model, not a curated record. The coding region runs from base 47 to 625 and encodes 192 amino acids.
GUGCUGGGCCCGGUGCUGAUGUUGAGAGGUUCGGAGGCGACUGGUCAUGCUGACCCGGCGAGUCUUGAUAAGCAUGAAGCUCUUGCCCCUGGUGGCGUUGGCCUGCUGUCUGGCCAUCCCCCCAGCUCAGGCCGGCAAGAGCUCCGAAGACAUCCGGUGCAAAUGUAUCUGCCCACCCUAUCGUAACAUCAGUGGACACAUUUACAACCAGAAUGUGUCACAGAAAGACUGUAAUUGUUUACAUGUGGUGGAACCAAUGCCUGUGCCAGGCCAUGAUGUGGAGGCUUACUGCCUGCUGUGUGAAUGUAAAUAUGAGGAAAGGAGCACCACCACCAUCAAGGUGAUCAUCGUCAUCUACCUGUCUGUGGUGGGUGCCCUCCUCCUGUACAUGGCCUUCCUCAUGCUGGUAGACCCUUUGAUCAGAAAGCCAGACGCCUACACUCAGCCACUGCACAAUGAGGAGGAAAAUGAGGACGCCCGUUCACUGGCAGCAGCCGCUGCUCCCCUAACAGGACCCCGAGCUAACACAGUCCUGGAGCGGGUAGAGGGUGCCCAGCAGCGAUGGAAGCUGCAGGUGCAAGAGCAGAGGAAGACAGUGUUCGAUCGUCACAAGAUGCUCAGCUAGAUGCACUGGAUCAGUUAGGCCGAGGAGACGAUGGGGGCCGGGGGCUGGGGGCCCGUUUUUCCCCCUCUCUCCCUCCUUUUUCUCUCUCAAUCCUUCCUGUUACAAGCCUGUGGCAUUGUCCUCCUUUCCUAUCUACCCUCAACUUCUCUUCUCCUUCUAAGCCAGUGAUCCAGGGAGGGUUAGUCCCGUUCCUCAAUGCAUCUCAGGGCUUUGGAUUCGGGGGGAGGUAACAGACCCAAAGGGAACAAAGACAUUUCCUAAAGUCAUCAGGAUUGGGUAGGAAAUGUCUUCUCUCCUCCUAUGCCUUCCCCGACUUAUCUCCAAAUCCUGGAGAGCUUCGGAACCCCUGGGAGGGCAAAGUAAGGGCAUGUGGAACGUCUUAGCUUGGAGUGGAAGGAAAAAAACCCUGCCCAGCAUGUCCUCGCUCUUGUCUCCUCUGCUGUGCACUAGAUUCAAUAUGGCCAUCCCCCACACUCACACAGACACAGUCACCACACUCCUCAACUUCUCCUGGCCCAAAUCCUGAAGUCGCUUCCAUUGGAAAACUUACUGUUCAGCUGACGUCCUGACGUUUUAGCUAAGGCCCAACGUUCCAUAGUCAAGGUAUAGCCUUCCCAACAUCUUCCUCUCCCUGUGUUCAUUUCUUCCCCAGAAGUAGGCCAGUAUCCCCAUCUAUUACUUAUUUUACUGCUGAAUGUCCUAAUGUUGGGGGACAAACGUCUCCCAUCCUAACCAACUAAAAACUGAGACCAUCCCAA